AUGGCUUUCUCCGAGAAAAACAUAACAGACAACCCCAACUCUAAACUUCGCAUAGCAAUCGUCGGCGGCGGCCCAGCUGGCCUCGGAGCCGCAAUCGCACUCUCAAAACUUCUCGACGUCGAAAUCGCCAUCUACGAACAGGCGAGGGAAUUGAGAGAAAUUGGCGCGGGCAUUCGGAUCGGGUAUAAUGCCUGGAGAGUGCUGGAGUUGUUGGGCGCCGCGGAGGGUGUAAGGGGGCAUCAUAAGACGUCGAUUGUGCAUCGGAACGGCAUUACCGGAGAAGUCGUCGGGACCAGUGGCCCAUCUCCGGUUCCAUAUCGAUACCAACCGCGUCGAGUGCGGAGGACUCGGUUGCAAAACGCCCUCCUUGCCAAAGUGCCUUCGGAGGUUCCGAUCUAUCUCAACAAGCACGUCGUCGGCAUCGAAAACCUGGAGCAUGGUGAGGUGCGUGUGUUCUUCCGAGACGGCACGCAGGCGACUGCCGAUUUGGUGGUGGGGGGAGACGGAAUUCGAUCGUCUGUUCGUGACAGUAUAUUUCCAGAUCACAAGAUCAGAUUCACAGGCACGACUAUUUGGCGAACUCUGAUACCAGUGCACACGAUCGCUCAUAUUCCCGAACUGACAUCUUCGACAUCAUGGUGGCAUGGCCCCGAAGGACACGUAUAUCACUCGUUAGUCGAUGAUCCUGCAGAAGUGCCGGAGCAAGAGAGAAUGUUCGAAAUUUCCGCCCGAAACGUCAUCGACCCUGCGACAGCCACGGGGAAAAGGUUCAGUUGGGGAAUUUCUGCAACCAACGAGAGGGUACAGUCGCACUUCAAGGACUAUGAGCCGAGGAUCAGAGAAUUGCUGGCCAAAGUCCCGGAGGGCAAUUGGAAGGAGUUCUCGGCCUUUGCCGGCCCAAGACUGGAGAAGCUCAUUGCAUGGGAUAAAGUGGUGCUGUUGGGCGAUGCCAGUCACCCUCUAUCAGGCGCCUUUGGAUCCGGUGCGGCAUUUGCACUUGAGGACGGCUGGAUCCUCGCUCGGGCCAUUGAACAUGCUCGGUCCACUGGACAGCCGUUGGCUGCAGCCCUCGAGAUAUUCGAUGCCAUCAGGUCGCCGUAUUAUUUGCGGAUGUAUCAGCAUCUAGACGAACAAAAGCGAAAACUGCAGGAACUGAAAGCCGCCAAUCCCAAUGCUUCCUUCGAAAUAACUUUGGGACAAAGAGUGAAUGCGUUCGGAGGAGAGUCGGCUCUGCCGUGGAUCUACUACAAUGAUAUUGAGGAUGUCUGGGAGCAGUUCCUCAAAGGUCAAACAGGCUCUUCUUCGAAGGAAGUGCCUAUCCAGCAACUUGCUGCUCAGUUAUAG
Molecule: messenger RNA, 1344 nt
Organism: Exophiala dermatitidis NIH/UT8656
Lineage: Eukaryota; Fungi; Ascomycota; Eurotiomycetes; Chaetothyriales; Herpotrichiellaceae
Product: salicylate hydroxylase
Exons: 7
Coding region: 1-1344 (447 amino acids)
Molecular function (GO): monooxygenase activity; FAD binding
Source: RefSeq, a predicted model, not a curated record